AUGGCUGCCGUCACUGCGGUCGAGCAGCUGCAACGGGGUGGCCGGCAGCUGGUGAUUUUGCGGGGCCCGCCCGGCUGUGGCAAAUCGACCUUCGCUUGCACCUGGCUGGCGCAGCUCUUUGGCACCAGCCCAGAGCAGCUGCAAUUGCAUCGUGGAUGGACGCUGGCACACGUAUGCAGCGCAGAUGACUUUUGCACGACGGGCCAAGCAGACCUUUAUGACUUCAACGCCCAGUCAUUGCACGAAAUUCAUCGCCUCAACGAGCAGAGGGUGAGUAUGGCAAUGCGCUUAGGCCUCACGCCGGUGGUGGUCGACAACACGAACAUGCAGCUAUGGGAGAUGCAGGGAUAUGUGUACUCAGCUCAGCGUUUUGGCUACGCCGUGCAGGUGGUACAUCCUUCCACCUUUGACCCUGAGUGGAAGGACGUGGUGCAUUUGAUGCAGCGCAACGCGCAACGCGCCCACCUUGGCAAGGACCUGCCGUUGGAAGUGCUCCGGCGCAUGCUGCGCCGCUUCGAGCCCUUUGGGUCUCUGCAGGACAUUUUGCAGGCGAAGGCGAAGACGGAGCGCGGAGUCCAAGAUCUUCGAUCGGAGCUUCGUGUGGAUCCCACGGAUGGCUGCGCCUACGGCCUGGAAGACUUCGUCGAGGAGUACGGCGGCACUGUGGAGGAUCCGCCGGCCGAGUGGUUCUCAGCCCAUCCGGCGCCAGUGCCUCCCAGCGUGCGCGCUCCAAGCGAGGCCAGCCGCAGCAGUUCCAGCCGCCGGAGUCGGAGUCGGAGUCGGAGUCGGAGUCGGAGUCGGAGUCGGAGUCAGAGUCAGAGUCGGAGUCGACAUCUCUUGAGAUCACAACUGGUGCUGCAGCGGCUCUGGCAGGCCGCAAGCUGGCCCGAAGUGAAGAGGCAGUUGGUUGAGGAGUACGAGUUGGAGGUGGAGGAGGACGAGGACCUUUGCAUUGUGACUGCAAGGCACGACAGCUCUCUUUGGCAUAAGGGCGAGCACUGGCGUGAAGCGCUGCGGGAGAAUCGGGGCACGAUAUACGAGAAGUGGUCGGGAAGGCCAGUCUGCCUGCCGCUUCUCAAGUUUUGGAACCACGGAGAGCGGUGCGCAGAUGAGCUUGAUUGGGCAACCACCAUCGCUGAAGAGAAGAUCGAUGGGAAUCUCAUGAAGCUCUUUAAUUACAAAGGUUCAUGGCGAUUGGCGAGCAAUCGGACGCUGAGUGUUCAUGAUAGCUCUAGGAGCAAAUAUGCAUGCACAGGCAGGUCCAACUACGAGUUGUUCAUGGAAGCGGCCAAAAACAGCGGUUUGUGCAUGCAGCAACUGGACACCAACUGCUGCUACAUGUUCGAGCGCGUUCAUCCAGACUUCAGAGUGGUUCUGGACUAUCCUGAAGCCAGGCUCUUCCACAUCGGAACCCGCAACAUGAAUACCUUGCAAGAAGUUGAUGUAGAUAUCGGCGUGCAGCAGCCACGACGGUGGCAGGUCCAUUGCGAGAAAGAUUGCCAAGCCUUGCUGGAUUCCUUCGACGGCUUUGCAGAAGGGAUCGUUGUGCGUGACGCAGACUACCAUCGGCAGAAGUGGAAGCGACGGGAGUACCUGAUGCUGCACUCCGCCCGCAUGCUGGUGGGCAGCGACGAGCCAUGCUAUGCCUGGGUGGCAAGAUGUAGCAACGCAGGGAGCAUGGAGAUGGAUCGAUUGUGCCUGAACGUUUGGCUGCGGUCCGAGGCAUCUGAGUUCGCUGCUUACUUCCCAGAGGCCAUGCAGAGAUACUUGGACAUCUCGAAGACGCUUGAAGCCGAAGGAUUUCUGCAGCGGACGGUGGGAUCGGAUGAGGUCCAUGAGGUCAGGGCACGUGAGAAGGGCACUGGACGCUUCCUGCACGAAGAGCGGCUUUGGACUGAGAUUCAGAAAGAGAACACGCUGAAGCUCAGCGCCGGACUAGGACCUGUGGCAGGCAAAGACAAGACCGGACCUUGUGCCGGGCACGGAAGCGGCGCCUACACUUUGAGCUGCUGUAGUUGGAUCUUGGCGCUGCAGAUGAUGUGUCCUUGCAAGAGCUUGACCGCCUUCAACCGAUUCGACAAAGAUGGCUCCGGCUCUAUCUCCCGUGAGGAGCUUGCCGAGGUCCUGUCAGAGCUGAACACCGGCAUUGGCGGAGACCUUGGCGAAGAGCAAAUCGACGAGAUCCUCGCGGCGGCGGAUUCCAGUGGUGAUGGAGAGCUGCAAGUGCAGGAGUUUGUGAAGUGGGCUUUUGCAGAAGACCAGGAGAUCUCCAAGGGUUUGAAGGGGAAGUACGUCCUGAACAUUUCGGGUUGUUCGCGCACACAGUUCAAUGGUGACUACAUCCAAGAGGACGAGUUUUACUAUCACCGGCCCGUGUUUAUGUGCUUGGAGACGAAGAUGCGCCUCUUCUAUCAUGGGGAGAGGGGCCAAUGGCAGAUCUUUCACCGCACUGGCACCCAAGCAUCCUGCCGCUUGAAGACCGCGCGCACGCCGCAUAUGCCGGGAAAAGGAGUCGAGUGGGCGGUUUUCAAGAGCGUCGACGGUGAGAAGAUCUACGUGAAAGAGCCCAAUAUGAGCUGCACGGCCAAGCCGGAGCUCACCUUGGCAGAGCAGCUCGCCAAGGCGGAGGAUUGUGUCAAGUUCGAUGAGGUCUACUACAAGAAGGUGGACAAGGUCUUGGGCGAGCGCGCGGUAUACCGGCAAUCCAAGGGCGCAGACUGGGGCGACACCUUUCUCUUCUACGAAAGCCAAGAGAGUCGCUGGAAGCGCGGCACCGAGGCGAAGCUGGGGCAGCCCUCUUUGAACGUGUCCAGGAUCACCGAUGUACCUUCGCCUCAGCUGGCGGUGUGGAUGGACGAGACCGGCGGUGAAAAGCUCGACGUCGUGGCGGUGGAUACGGAUGGAGUUCCCAACACCAUGGGCAACAACUUGAGGCUCGACCCAAGCAUCCCAGAUGGCUGGAAGGACAAAGCGUUUCCUCACAGCGAAGCAUCCAUUGGGCCGGAGAUCAAGACCUUCGGGGAGCCCCGGUGGUUGCGCGCCUUGGCGCUGCAUCCCAGUCCGGUGCUCUUCGCGGACGUGGAGCCGGCGGACGCGUGCCAGGGCCGCGUGGGGAACUGCUGGCUCAUCGCGGCCAUGUCGGCGCUGGCGGAGUUCCCCUCCUACUUCAAGCACAAGGUCUUCAUCACCAAAAAGGUCUCCGAAAGUGGGAAGUAUCGAAUCAAGCUCUACGACGGCCGGCUUCUUCGCUGGACCAUCAUGGAGAUUGAUGACUACUUGCCGUGCUCACAUUACGGUGGGCUCAAGCCUCAACUCAUUUUUGGGAAGAUCAAUGACGGAAAGCUCUGUAUCGCACUGCUGGAGAAAGCUUUCGCGAAGCUGUACGGUAGCUACGCGGCGCUUUGUGCAGGCCAUCAGCCGGUUGCUUGGCAUCACUUCACGGGGUGCAAGGAGUUCUUCCGCUACAAGUCAAGCUACACGGUUGCCGUGAGGUGGGUGGUGACGUCCAGAGACGCUGUCCCAGCCUUUGAUGACCGAAAGCGAAGCAAGAAGCUUGGUGCAUUGGCUUGGGGGUGCCAGUUCCAAGAGACCAAGCGCAUUGGAUCCUGGAUCAGGUUUAAGAAGCUGACUGGCAGCGGGCCCGAGGAGGGCUGGCUUUGCUACUACAACGCCGGAGAACGAGUGGCCAAGCGCGAUCCGGAUGAGCAGUUGCGCUUCAUGUCCUGGAAGGUGUCCAUCGACCCGAAGCAAGUCAUGGGAGCGGUUGGCAAGGGCAGCUCAACAACGAAGUGCUUCAAGCACAACUUCAGCAAGUUUGUUUAUCCGGGCGAGAUGUGGGAGAGGCUUGUAAAUUACGACAAGGAGAACUACUUGAUGGCCUGCACCGCCACUGAAUGCAAAUCUGAAGCGGAUUGCGGCAUUGUCCACCAUCAUGCUUACAGCAUUCUGCAUGCCGUGGAGAUCGACAGCGUCAAGCUUGUGGCGUGCAGAAAUCCAUGGGGCAGCGAUUCGGAAUGGAACGGCCCGUGGAGCGAUCGAAGUCCGGAAUGGAAGGGGAAGCCGAGCAUCGCCAAGGCUUUGAAGGUGGACUUCCAAACAGAAGGCAUUUUCUGGAUGGACUGGGAGGAUUGGCAGUACAUCUUUGGGCGUGCUGAAGUCAUGAACUUCCAGAUGCCUUCAUCACGCGGCGACUUCCACAAGCAGCUUGUUCAAAGCCACGAUGCGCCAGCGGUCCAGGAUGACCAGCCUGAUCCCUCCAAUGACUUGUCCCAUGACCGCGAAGAGGAUGAUGUUGCCGAUCCCGAUGCUGAUUCUGGUGGGGAAUUGCUCGGUUGCACUGGGCUGGGCGAAUGGAAUGAACCAGCAAUUGUCAGAGAGGGCCUUCUGAUGGAUCCAGGUGAAAGCAAGGUCCGCUUCAAGAAUGUGCCAAAGUGUAUUCUUGGCAAGACCUUCUUCAGUCUCAAGGGUUCCACUGCCGAGUCGGGCCGCUGGAUGAUGGAGUACUACCCGCCCACCAAGCUUUUCGUUUGGCUGAUGAAGGGGAAGACUGGCAUGCUGCCCUUGGACGAAAUGCUGCCCAAGCGCGGUUGGGAUAUCGAGCCGACGGAUGGUUUCCAAACGAGCGACGGCCACGAAUUGCUUCUCUUCAGCAAGUGCUUUGAGGAGGAUGAGAAGUACUUCAUUGUUCACACGAGCGAUCCAAUCGUGGGCGGCGUGAUUGGAACCUUCCCCUUGCCUAAGCCACCUCCGCCGGAUGAGGGCAGUCAGGACCCAGUCACAAAGUGCAGCGGACUUGGCGUGGACUGGAAUCCUCCGCAGAAAAUGGCAGAGGGCACUCAAACCAAUCCAGGCGAGAACGAUCACACCUUCAAGAAUGUGCCGGCCGUGCUGAUGGAUGGUACAUACAUUGGCAGCAAAUGCUGGCCAAAGGAAGGAACUUGGACCAUCACUUAUCAAGUUCCUUGCAAGCUGUAUGUGUGGGCCAGGGACGGUGAGUACAGCGGAGGAGUUGAUGAGUUGCUGAAAGCUAGAGGUGGUUGGGUUCGAGAGAAAGUUGAUGGCUUUCAGCGCAGCGAUGGUCAUGCCCUGAAUUUAUGGAGCAAACGUUUCAUUGAUGGAUCUGAGUACAGCUUGGAUUUAAAGUCCUGCAUGGUCGGCGGCGUGAUUGGCACGCCUUUGGCCUCCACGGGCAAGGUGAUCAAGUGCUCUGGCCUGGACAUUGAAUGGAAUGCCCCACAGACCAUGACUGAGGGCACCUUGACCAACCCGGGUGAUCGCGACUACACCUUUGAGAAUGUGCCCGCUUGCUUGGCCGGCGGCAUUUAUAUCGGAACCCGAACUUGGCCCGAGGCGGGCACAUGGACCAUUGAGUAUGAAGCCCCGACGAUGUUGUAUGUAUGGAUUGAAGGCGGCAAGUACGAUGCAGGUGUUGCGGAGUUCUUGGCGGCCGAUGGUUGGGUCAAGGAAGAAGAUGGGAAGUUCAAGUUCCAGCGGCGGCAAGCGAAGGGCGUGAACCCCCUGAAUUUGUGGGGUCGGCACUUUGCCGGUGGCACUUCUUGUAGCAUUCCGACCAAUGGCCUCAUGGUGGGUGGCGUGGUUUCUCAGUGCUCUGACGACUGCUGA
Molecule: messenger RNA, 5622 nt
Organism: Effrenium voratum
Lineage: Eukaryota; Dinophyceae; Suessiales; Symbiodiniaceae
Source: the annotation of a GenBank genome assembly